GAGCUGGCCAAGCACGGCCCGAUGCUACCCCCUGACAUUAUGGGUCUCACGGACGAGCAGGUCCAAGAGCUCAAACUCAAGGACGAAUGGGCUGACAGGUGCGUGCCCAUGGGCGGCUGGACUUUCAACAAAGACCAGAUCGGUCGUAGGAACGGCAGGCAGCCCAACGAGAAGAUGCAGGAAGUGCUGAAGAGAACCAUCGAAGACGCGCGUGCUAUGACGUCAAAAAAAUUAGUGCAGCAGGAGAAGCUGGUCACACAGAAGACGGUCCAAGAGGCUCUGGACAUACUAAGAGGUGCUGUGACGAUUGUUUAUCCGAUGGGGCUUCCGCCGCACGAUGUGAUACGUCAGGAAUUUGAGAAUACUGAGGAUCUCUCCGGCACUCAGGCGUCCCUCGAGGUAAUCGACGAGCAACUGGCUCAGCUGUGGUUUUCCGGCAAGGAGUUAACACCGGGGAAGAAGAUGAAGGAUUUCCUCGGUAAUAACGAGAAGACCAAGAUAAUCGCGAAGCUGCAGAAGAGAGGAUCCGGUAGACCGGCGAGGGAGCCGUUAAUGUCGGAAGACGAGCGGAAACAAUUGAUGUUGCACGCGUAUCGCCGUCAGGAACAGCUCAAGGUAAGUGGCUUUGCAUGCGCGCCGAUUAGGAAUGGGCGAUGCUGGAAUCGGCGUCCGAAUAAACGAUUCAGAAAAUUUGAUCUCUCC
Molecule: messenger RNA, 702 nt
Organism: Harpegnathos saltator (Jerdon's jumping ant)
Lineage: Eukaryota; Metazoa; Arthropoda; Insecta; Hymenoptera; Formicidae
Product: UPF0769 protein C21orf59 homolog
Exons: 4
Biological process (GO): regulation of cilium movement
Source: RefSeq, a predicted model, not a curated record